AUGGCCUCUAUGAACUUGUUAGGUUUCUCUCUCUCACCACAAGAACAACACCCAUCUUCUACUCAAGAUCAAACCGUGGUGCCUUCUCUUUUUGGUUUCAACCCUCACGAUGAUGGUUCUGGUGUUCAACAAGGAGAUCACUGCUUUGAUCUCACUUCUCACUCUUCAACUCCUCACCAUCUUUCUCAUCCUUUUUCCAUUUAUGAAGCUUACCACACCAAUAACAACAUUCAUACCACUCAAGAUUGGAAGGAGAACUACAACAACCAAACUCUACUAUUGGGAAGUUCAUGCAUUAACCAAAAUAUGAACAAUAAUCAUCAACAGGUGCAACCAAAGCUAGAGAACUUCCUUGGUGGAAACUCUUUCACCGAUCAUCAAAACGAAUACGGUGGCAGCAACAACUCAUACUCUUCGUUACACCUUCCGUCUACUCAACCGGAACCAUCUUGUGGUGGCGGUAGUGGUGGUGAUGAUAGCACAAAUAACAACAAUAACAACUCCAUAGGUUUAUCAAUGAUAAAAACAUGGCUAAGAAACCAACCACCACCAGAAAGCAACAACAACGAAAAUGGAGCAGCACGUGUGCAGACACUAUCACUCUCCAUGAGUACUGGUUCACAGUCAAGCUCAUCGGUGCCUCUUCUCAACGCAAGCGCAACAAACGGUGAGAUUUCUUCGUCGGAAAACAAACAGCCACCAACAACUGCUGUAGUAGUACUUGAUAGCAACCAAACCAGUGCCGUCGUUGAAAGUGCUGUCCCUAGAAAAUCCAUUGAUACCUUCGGACAAAGAACUUCCAUUUACCGUGGUGUAACAAGGCAUAGAUGGACAGGAAGAUAUGAAGCUCAUCUUUGGGAUAACAGUUGCAGAAGAGAGGGACAAACUCGCAAAGGAAGACAAGGAGGUUAUGACAAAGAAGAAAAAGCAGCUAGAGCCUAUGAUUUAGCAGCACUAAAAUACUGGGGAACAACUACAACAACAAAUUUUCCUAUAAGCCAUUAUGAAAAAGAAUUGGAAGAAAUGAAACACAUGACAAGGCAAGAGUAUGUUGCGUCAUUGAGAAGGAAAAGUAGUGGUUUUUCUCGCGGUGCAUCCAUUUACCGAGGAGUAACUAGACAUCAUCAACAUGGUAGAUGGCAAGCAAGGAUUGGUAGAGUUGCAGGCAACAAAGAUCUCUACCUAGGAACUUUCAGCACUCAAGAAGAGGCAGCGGAGGCAUAUGAUGUAGCAGCCAUAAAAUUCAGAGGACUAAGUGCGGUUACAAAUUUCGACAUGAGCCGAUACGAUGUGAAAACCAUACUCGAGAGCAGCACUUUACCGAUCGGUGGUGCUGCAAAGCGGUUGAAAGAUAUGGAGCAAGUUGAAUUAUUGAGUGUGAAUGUGGUGGAUAAUAUUGGCCAAGAUCAUCAUCGUCAAAGCAUCAUCAAUAAUAAUGCUACUAAUUCGCAUUUAACCGAUCAAACCAUGAAUAACUAUGCAGCAGCUAAUUGGCAUGCUCUUUCUUUCCAACAACAACACCCUUACAAUACCAACAACAUGCAGUUACAGCAUUACCCUUAUGGUGCACAGACUCAAACUCAGAAGCUUUGGUGCAAACAAGAACAAGAUUCUGAUGAUCAUAAUACUUAUACUACUACUACUACUACUGAUCAUCAUAUUCAUCAUCAACAGCUACAGUUAGGGAAUAAUAACAAUAACAAUAAUAAUACUCAUAAUUUCUUUGGUUUGCAAAAUAUCAUGAGUAUGGAUUCUGCUUCCAUGGAUAAUAGUUCUGGUUCAAAUUCUCUUGUUUAUGGUGGUGGAGAUCACGGUGGCUAUGGAGGAAACUGCGGCGGAUAUAUGAUUCCAAUGGCUACUACUACUGUUAUUGGAAAUGAUGGUGGUAUUAACCAAAAUCAAAGAAGCAGCAAUAACAGUUUUGGUGAUAGUGAUCAGAUAAAGGGAUUUGGUUAUGAGAAUGUUUUUGGAGCUAGUGAUCCUUACCAUGCACAUGCAAGGAAUUUGUACUAUCAGCAGCAACAGUUAUCUGUUGAUGAAGGAUCAAACUGCAAUAACAAUAAUAAUUGGGUUCCAACUGCUAUUCCAACACUUGCACCAAGGACUACAAAUGUGUCUCAUUGUCCACCUUUCACAUUGUUGCAUGAAUAA
Lathyrus sativus (Indian pea) is the source of this 2151-nucleotide messenger RNA. NCBI's taxonomy places the organism in Eukaryota, Viridiplantae, Streptophyta, Magnoliopsida, Fabales, Fabaceae. The record is from the annotation of a GenBank genome assembly.